AUGACCCCUUGUGCGUUACCCCUAUUCCACGUCCGCCUCGUCAGCUACUCGCAUCUCCCAGUGCGGAUGCACCGACUGAAUGUCCACCUUCGCCCUCUUCACCAACCCUUCCACUCGAUCCCUUACCGGACGACUCCUCGCAACGAUCAUCAGAGAUCCUCUCCGCCGCCAGACGGCGACGACCUCCAGUUCCUCGACAUCCAGCUGGGCCCAGCGUCAACCAACCUCGAAGUUGACGAGUUCCUCCAGCUGCGCGCCGUCCGCCGCUGUGCGCUGUCUGCUGAACGCGCCGCCCGGAGCGCAGAAGCCAAGCUGGCUGAGCUCGUGCGUACCGCAGCCAAGGCCCUCCUGUCCCCCUCGCGCGGCGAUAUGGGUAUGGAUAUGGACACUUCAGACGAUCCUUCGGCUGCGGCGCGAAGCUUCCAGCGGCUCGUCGCAUCAUUCUGCGAGCUACCUUCGCCACACCGAGUGCAGCGUCCGCCGCCAGAUCAGGGCAGGUAUCCCGAGGAGGCAGGCACUGAGGAACCUCGCAGGCCGGAUACGCCGAGCGGCGACAGUGAACUAGAGGAAGCAGCGCCGUCCUUGUUCGUGGAUCCUAUUGCUAUCUCGAAGUCCGUUACACCCGCUGCGAGUGUGAAUGGGGAGGGGGAGGACAUGAGCAUGCUGGAUAGUCCAGCGAUGGAUGUCAAUGUCCCAUCAUCUGCGGUCGGCUCUCCCGCUGCAUCCUCACGGCGGUAUACUCCACCUCCAACGCCAACGGAUGAUCGAUACGACCCGUACCCGACUACCAACAAGCGACGUGCGGUCUCCAUCCAUCAGCUUCGCUCGGGACAACCAGCCAUCCUCGUUCACCCCGUGCAAGGUUGUGCCAGCGUCUCGUUGCUCGUCCUCUGUCGUCGAUGUAAACGCGUCGCACCCGAGCAGCUUGCUCGCGCCUUGCACCCGCUGUUUGCAGGAGAGGUGCAGCAAUCUCCCCGCUUCAUGCAACGGAUCGCUUCGAAGCAUGCUUUCACGAUGCACGUCAUGGAAAAUACUCUUCCAGCUGACGCUGGUGCCCACACCCAUUUCGUAUCCUCGCAGCCUCAACAGGCGACGCCCACAUUCGCCUUCCCGCCGGUCAGCGUGUCCAUCAACCAUUCAACCCCGCAACUGAGUCUGAACCCGGCGGCAUCGGGACUCGUUCGGUCGUCUCUGAAGGAUUUCGCCGUGGCCGUGCUCCCUGCGCCACUUGUUGCUUCCACCUCGAGCAGUCAGCCGGCGGCCACGCCAUCUUCCCACCAGGCGGACCCCGUCACCUCCGUAGAUGCGCCGUCCGAAUGCGCCUGCGGCUGCGAAUUGAUCACCUGGCCAGGCAAGUCCAAGGGUACCGCGAACUUGAUGCUCCGUUCGGCGCCCGCGACGUCAGCUGCACACGACAACGGCAAGUCUAGUCUGGCGAUGGUCUCCUCGCAUGCGCGUUACGCUGCGGACGGCGGGAAGGGCAAGGCUGCUGCGUGCGGAGGCGGCACGAUGUUUGCGCUGAGCGCCUGA
Molecule: messenger RNA, 1530 nt
Organism: Fomitopsis serialis
Lineage: Eukaryota; Fungi; Basidiomycota; Agaricomycetes; Polyporales; Fomitopsidaceae
Exons: 6
Coding region: 1-1530 (509 amino acids)
Source: RefSeq, a predicted model, not a curated record